Ixodes scapularis (black-legged tick) is the source of this 1305-nucleotide messenger RNA. RefSeq lists its product as uncharacterized. Bases 1 to 504 code for a protein of 167 amino acids. The transcript is spliced from 3 exons. The record is from RefSeq and is a predicted model, not a curated record. Lineage: Eukaryota; Metazoa; Arthropoda; Arachnida; Ixodida; Ixodidae.
AUGUUUCGUUCGCACACAUGUUUCUUCUCUCGCAGUUAUCUACCAGCCCAACCGGACUGCUUCGGACCGACGGAGCAGUGCGCGACUGCGGCCGAGAAAGAAUACUUUGCUCGGGCGAGGCUGAACUACGAGAAGUUCCGCCAAGAAAUCGUGCACAAGAGUUCCUUCAAAGAGCUCAUCAGAGCUUUCAAGUGCUACGACGGCGAGCGUUUCAAGGCCUGCGUGUCCAAGAUUAUCCUGAAUUUCUUCUCUGUGCCCCUGAAGACGUCGAAGGCCGGCAUCAAGGAACUUACCGAUGACGCCGUCGAGACCACGCGGACCUGCCUGGUGCCCCAGGGAACGUGUCCCGAGUCGGCCAAGCCGGGCAAGGAGGUCGCCGAGAAGCUGCUGGCCGCCUUCCAGGACGCCUGGAGCAAAGACGUCAACGGGGUGCCGGCUCCCGGCUCUUCCCUCGGAGUGGUGGCGCUGUUGCUCGUCCCGCUGGCAGCGCACAGGCUCCUCUGAAUGGCUCGUGGGGAAAUUCCCUCGGUGAAUCGGGAGCGGUCUUGGAGCGCUUUUAAACGCGUUAGCUUAUAUUGCCUGGGUGCAUACAGCCGCCUUUGGUUUGGAUGGUCGCCAUUAUAACUGGACUGGUUUCACGAAGCCGCGGUGCAGUUCCCGCAGUGCUCUUUCGCUCCGUUCGUUCCCCGGUUACGCCCACUUUCCCGCUUACGUAGGAGGGAAACAGUCGCCUCGCACUCUUCCAAGAACGCGCCGCGAAGAGGUGUGGACCGAGCGGCCAUGGCACAACGUAUACGCGACAGCGUAAAACUGAGGCCCAGAGACGACGCUGUUUGCGCGAAACCGCCGACACCCGGGAGAAAAAAAAAAAGUCUCUUGGAAGACAACAAUAGAGGAACCGUACGCGGCGAUCGAGGUGAGUUGUGGUGGCUGCGUUUGAAACCGCCGACGCCCGGGAGGACAGACCGAUUCCCCGAGCACCAUGGUUUACGGGCCGUUGCGAGGUGGGAAUCGCCAUCUUUCGCCGGGUUAGAACCCCUGCACGAAACGCUAUAAGCGUUUCGUCGAGAUUCAGCGUAGCGACAAGAGCUACUGUGGCACAAUUUGUUUUGUUUGUGUCUUCUUGGUUUUGCGAGCGCGCACUUGCGUCUACCGCACUAAAGGGGCGAGCAUGGAGCUCUUUUGGGUCACUCCAUAUCUACCGAGGGAAUUCAACGUCCGUUACUCCGCGCGGGGACUCCUUUGUUUAGUCUUCAGAUUUUGAUUGAAGCAAAAUAAAUACGGGACCUUGAAUACUUUUCUAAC